Molecule: messenger RNA, 5296 nt
Organism: Varanus komodoensis (Komodo dragon)
Lineage: Eukaryota; Metazoa; Chordata; Lepidosauria; Squamata; Varanidae
Gene: SUPT6H
Product: SPT6 homolog, histone chaperone and transcription elongation factor
Exons: 36
Coding region: 42-5243 (1733 amino acids)
Biological process (GO): mRNA transcription by RNA polymerase II; transcription elongation by RNA polymerase II; nucleosome organization
Cellular component (GO): transcription elongation factor complex
Molecular function (GO): histone binding; nucleosome binding; DNA binding
Source: RefSeq, a predicted model, not a curated record
AACGUUGGCUCGCUCGUGUCCCCUAGACUCGCAUCGCAGCCAUGUCUGACUUUGUGGAGAGUGAAGCCGAGGAGUCUGAGGAGGAGUAUGAUGAAGACGGGGAAGUCGUUUCCAGACCCUCCAAAAAAUUUGUGGAGGAUGAAGACGAGGAGGAGGAAGAGGAAAACCUCGAUGACCAGGAUGAGCAGGGGAACUUGAAGGGCUUCAUCAAUGACGACGAUGAUGAGGAGGAAGAGGAGGAGGAAGAGGAAGGGGGCAGCGACUCCGCAGACUCCGAAGAUGAUGUGGGCCGUAAAAAGCGGAAGCGCAACUUCGACGACCGUCUGGAGGACGAUGACUUCGACCUCAUUGAAGAGAACUUGGGCGUCAAAGUGAAGCGACAAAAGUUCCGGCGGGUGCGGAAGAUGUCGGAUGAUGAGGAUGACGAGGAGGAGGACUAUGGGAAGGAGGAGCACGAGAAGGAAGCCAUCGCCGAGGAGAUCUUCCAGGACGGGGAGGGCGAGGAGGGGGGCGACGGCACCGACGGUCCCAUGGCUGCGGCCGAGGAGGAGGAGGAGGAGGAGGAAGAUGAGUCGGACAUCGACGACUUCAUCGUGGACGACGACGGCCAGCCGCUGAAGAAGCCCAAGUGGCGGAAGAAGCUGCCCGGAUACACCGACGCCGCCCUGCAGGAGGCCCAGGAGAUCUUCGGCGUGGACUUCGACUACGACGAGUUCGAGAAGUACAACGAAUACGAUGAGGAACUGGAGGACGAGUACGACUACGAGCCCGAGGAGGCGGAGGGCGAGAUCCGCGCGCGGCCCAAGAAGGCCGCCAAGAAGCGGGUCAGCCGGCGCAGCAUCUUCGAGAUGUACGAGCCCAGCGAGCUGGAGAGUAGCCACCUGACGGACCAGGACAACGAGAUCCGGGUGACCGACAUGCCCGAGCGGUUCCAGCUGCGAGCCAUUCCCGUGAAGAAUGCCGAAGACGACGAGCUGGAAGAGGAGGCGGACUGGAUCUACCGGAACGCCUUUGCCAUGCCCACCAUCUCCCUGCAGGAGAGCUCCGAUUACUUGGAGCGGGGCCAGGCCAGCAGCAGCUUCAGCCGCAAGGGGCCCAGCACCAUCCAGAAGAUCAAGGAGGCCCUCAACUUCAUGCGGAACCAGCACUUCGAGGUGCCCUUCAUCGCCUUCUACAGGAAGGAGUACGUGGAGCCGGAACUGCACAUCAACGACCUGUGGCGCGUCUGGCAGUGGGAUGAGAAGUGGACGCAGCUGAAGAUCCGCAAGCAGAACCUGACCCGCCUCUUCGAGAAAAUGCAGGCCUACCAGUACGAGCAGAUCUCCGCCGACCCGGACAAGCCGCUGGCCGACGGGAUCCGCGCCCUGGACACCACCGACAUGGAGAGGCUGAAGGACGUGCAGUCCAUGGACGAGCUGAAGGACGUGUACAACCACUUCCUGCUGUACUACGGCCGCGACAUCCCCAAGAUGCAGAACGCGGCCAAGGCCAGCCGCAAGAAGCACAAGCGGCACCGCGAGGACGGCGACGAGGCGGAAGGCGAGGGAGAGGAUGCGGACGAGGAGGAGCAGAAGGGGCCGGAGCUGAAGCAGGCUUCCCGCCGGGACAUGUACACCAUCUGCCAAGCGGCUGGCCUGGACGGCCUUGCCAAGAAAUUUGGGCUGACCCCGGAGCAGUUUGGCGAGAACCUGCGGGACAGCUACCAGCGCCACGAGACCGAGCAGUUCCCAGCGGAACCCUUGGAGCUGGCCAAGGACUACGUGUGCAGCCAGUUCCCCACCCCGGAGGCUGUGCUCGAGGGGGCCUGCUACAUGGUCGCCCUGCAGAUCGCCCGCGAACCCCUGGUGCGGCAGGUGCUGCGCCAGACCUUCCAGGAGAGGGCCAAGAUCAACGUCGCCCCCACCAAGAAGGGCCGGAAGGACGUGGACGAGGCCCACUUCGCGUACUCCUUCAAGUACCUGAAGAACAAGCCCGUGAAGGAGCUGCGGGACGACCAGUUCCUGAAGAUCUCCCUGGCCCGCGACGAGGGGCUGCUCACCAUCGACAUCUGCAUCGACCUGAGGGGCGUGGAGGGCUACGGCAGCGACCAGACCUACUUCGAGGAGAUCAAGCAGUUCUACUACCGGGACGAGUUCAGCCACCAGGUGCAGGAGUGGAACCGGCAGCGCAGCCUGGCCAUCGAGCGGGCGCUCAACCAGUUCCUGUACGUGCAGAUGGCGGAGGAGCUGAAGAACAAGCUCCUCCUCGAGGCCAAGGAGUUCGUCAUCAAGUCCUGCAGCAGGAAGCUCUACAACUGGCUGAAGGUGGCCUCCUACCGGCCGGACCAGCAGGUGGAGGAGGACGACGACUUCAUGGACGAGAGCCAGGGCAAGGGCAUCCGCGUGCUCGGCAUCGCCUUCUCCGCCGCCAGGGACCACCCCGUCUUCUGCGCCAUGGUGAACGGGGAAGGCGAGGUCACGGACUUCCUGCGCCUGCCGCACUUCACCAAACGGAGGAACGCCUGGCGGGAGGAAGAGCGGGAGAAGAAGGCUCAGGAUAUUGAAACCCUGAAGAAGUUCCUGCUCAGCAAGAAGCCCCACGUGGUCACGAUUGCAGGGGAGAACAGGGAUGCCCAGAUGCUAAUGGAGGACGUGAAGCGCAUUGCCCACGAGCUGGACCAAGGCCAGCAGCUCCCGGCCAUCGGGGUGGAGCUGGUGGACAACGAGCUGGCCACGCUCUACAUGAACAGCAAGAAGUCCGAGACUGAAUUCCGGGACUAUCCCCCUGUCCUGCGCCAGGCGGUGUCCCUCGCCCGCCGUAUCCAGGACCCGCUGAUCGAGUUUGCCCAAGUCUGCAGCUCUGAGGAAGACAUCCUGUGCCUCAAGCUCCACCCCCUGCAGGAGCACGUGGAGAAGGAGAUGCUGCUGGACUCCCUCUACUGCGAGUUCAUCAACCGCGUGAACGAGGUGGGCGUGGACGUCAACCGCGCCAUCGCGCACCCGCACAGUCAGGCCCUGCUGCAGUACGUCUGCGGCCUGGGCCCCCGCAAAGGCACCCACCUGCUCAAGAUCCUGAAGCAGAACAACACCCGUCUGGAGAACCGGACCCAGCUGGUCACCAUGUGCCACAUGGGCCCAAAAGUCUUCAUCAACUGCGCUGGAUUCAUCAAGAUCGACACGGCGUCCCUGGGGGACAGCACGGACUCCUACAUCGAGGUCCUGGACGGGUCGAGGGUUCACCCGGAGACCUACGAGUGGGCGCGGAAGAUGGCCGUCGACGCCCUGGAAUACGACGAGUCGGCGGAAGACGCCAACCCCGCGGGGGCCCUGGAGGAGAUCCUGGAGAACCCGGAGCGGCUGAAGGACCUGGACCUGGACGCCUUUGCCGAGGAGCUGGAGAGGCAGGGCUACGGGGACAAGCACAUCACGCUGUACGACAUCCGUGCCGAGCUGAGCUGCCGCUACAAGGACCUGCGCAGCCCCUACCGCUCCCCCAACUCCGAGGAGGUCUUCAACAUGCUGACCAAAGAGACGCCCGAGACCUUCUACAUCGGGAAGCUGAUCAUCUGCAAUGUGACGGGCAUCGCCCACCGGCGGCCCCAGGGGGAAAGCUACGACCAGGCCAUCCGCAACGACGAGACCGGCCUGUGGCAGUGCCCCUUCUGCCAGCAGGACAACUUCCCCGAGCUGAGCGAGGUCUGGAACCACUUCGACAGCGGCUCCUGCCCCGGCCAGGCCAUCGGGGUGAAGACGCGCCUGGACAACGGGGUCACGGGCUUCAUCCCGACCAAAUUCCUCAGUGACAAGGUGGUCAAGCGGCCAGAGGAGAGGGUCAAGGUGGGGAUGACCGUUCACUGCCGGAUCAUGAAGAUCGACAUCGAGAAGUUCAGCGCCGACCUGACCUGCCGCACCUCGGACUUGAUGGACAAGAGCAACGAGUGGAAACUGCCCAAGGACACCUACUACGACUUCGACGCCGAGGCCGCCGACCACAAGCAGGAGGAGGAGAUGAAGCGGAAGCAGCAGCGCACCACAUACAUCAAGCGCGUGAUCGCCCACCCGUCCUUCCACAACAUCAACUUCAAGCAGGCCGAGAAGAUGAUGGAGAGCAUGGACCAGGGCGACGUGGUCAUCCGGCCCAGCAGCAAGGGCGAGAACCACCUGACCGUCACCUGGAAGGUGUCCGACGGCAUCUACCAGCACGUGGACGUGCGCGAGGAGGGCAAGGAGAACGCCUUCAGCCUGGGCUCCACCCUCUGGAUCAACACCGAGGAGUUCGAGGACCUGGACGAGAUCGUCGCCCGCUACGUGCAGCCCAUGGCCUCGUUCGCCCGGGACCUGCUCAGCCACAAGUACUACCAGGACUGCAACGGCGGCGACAGGAAGAAACUGGAGGAGCUCCUGAUCCUCACCAAGAAGGAGAAGCCCACCUUCAUCCCGUACUUCAUCUGUGCCUGCAAGGACCUCCCGGGCAAGUUCCUGCUGGGCUACCAGCCGCGGGGGAAGCCCAGGAUCGAGUACGUGACUGUGACGCCCGAGGGUUUCCGGUACCGCAGCCACGUCUUCCCCACCGUCAACGGGCUCUUCCGGUGGUUCAAGGACCAUUACCAGGACCCCGUGCCGGGGGUCACGCCCAGCAGCAGCAGCCGGACCAGGACGCCCGCCUCCAUCAACGCCACCCCGGCAAACAUCAACCUGGCCGACCUGACCCGGGCCGUCAACGCCCUGCCCCACAACAUGACCUCGCAGAUGUUCAGCGCCAUCGCUGCCGUGACCGGGCAGGGGCAGAACGCCAACGCCACCCCUGCGCAGUGGGCUUCCAGUCAGUACGGCUACGGCGGCAGCGGCGGCGGCAGCAGCGCCUACCACGUCUUCACCACUCCCGCCCAGCAGCCGGUGGCCACCCCGCUGCUCACGCCCAGCUACUCCUACACCACCCCCAGCCAGCCCAUCACGACGCCCCAGUACCACCAGCUCCAGGCCAGCGCCACGCCCCAGUCCACCCAGGCGCAGCCGCAGGCGCAGGCGCAGCCGUCCUCCAGCUCCGGGCAGAGGCAGCAGCCCAAGGCCAGCUCCAGCUCCAGCUCCCACACGGCGAUCGACUGGGGCAAGAUGGCCGAGCAGUGGCUGCAGGAGAAGGAGGCCGAGCGCCGGAAGCAGAAGCAGCGCCUGACACCCCGGCCCUCCCCCAGCCCCAUGAUCGAGAGCACCCCCCUGUCGGUUGCGGGGGACGCCACGCCGCUGCUGGACGAGAUGGACCGGUAGUCCCCGGGCCCCGCUCUGCUCCCGCGGGGGCCCCGGAGGGGCGCCCCCCGCCC